AUGGAUACUAUAGAUAAAAGUUGGAUGGAUCUUCGAAGAUCCACCAAUGAGUAUGAUCGUGGAGUGAAUUAUUUUCUUGAUAAGGCAUUUGAACGAGCUUCUCAAGGAAAUGAAAUACUAUGCCCUUGGAAAAGGUGUUUUAAUCUGUAUUGGCAUACUCGAACGGAGGUGGAGAAUCACUUGUUUGGUUAUGGAUUUGUUAAUGGAUACACCAAAUGGGUUUUCCAUGGAGAAGGGUUUUCUUCAACAAAUAUGUCGCAUCCAACCAAUGAUGAUGAAACUUCCGACAUGCAUGACGAUAUCGACGGACUACUUUAUGAUACUUUUAGGAAUGUAGAAGGUGAUCUGAGGCAUGAAGGAGUUACAGAGGGACCAUCUGAAGAUGCAAAGAGAUUUUUCAAAUUAGUUGAGGAAGGGAAACAAGAGUUGUACCCAGGGUGUAAGAAUUUUUCUAAGUUGAGUUUCACCAUUCGGUUGUACUUGUUUAAAUGCAUUCACGGGUUGAGUAAUGUAGCCUUUUCAGACUUGUUAGACUUGAUAAAAGAGGCAUUUCCAUUUGCUCAGCUACCCGAGUCUUUCAACAAGGCAAAAAAGGUGAUAAAAGAUUUGGGUCUUGGUUAUGAGAAAAUUCAUGCAUGCCCUAACGACUGCAUGCUAUUUUGGAAUGACAAUGCGAAGAAAGAUAAUUGCUCUAUGUGUGGUUCUUCUAGAUGGAAGAAUGUUCGUGAUGAUUUGACUAAUAAGAACACUAAAAUCCCAGCAAAGGUUUUAAGACAUCCUGCUGAUGGGGAAGCUUGGAAGGAUUUUGAUUCAUUGCACCCGAAUUUCUCUAAAGAUCCUCGUAAUGUUCGAUUGGGUCUUUCAAGUGACGCCGGAGUAUAUAAUGUUGUCAAUGAUCAUUCCAGUCCAUCAUCUCCUGGAAACGAUAUAGAUGUGUACCUACAACCACUAAUUGCAGAGUUGAAAGAACUAUGGGAAACAGGAGGCCAAAAGAAACGAUCUCGGAAGAAUGAUGGUCCAUGGAAGAAAAGAUCCAUAUUUUUUGAAUUGCCAUAUUGGGCACAUAACAAAUUGAGGCACAAUCUUGACGUGAUGCACAUAGAGAAGAAUAUAUGUGAUAGUUUGCUUGGGACUUUGUUGGAUGUACCUGGAAAGUCCAAAGAUCAUGUAAAUUCUCGCUAUGACUUGCAUGAGAUGGGGAUACGCAAGGAGCUUCAACCAUUAAAAGACGAUAAGAAUGGUAAAAUUCAUCUGGCUAAAGCUUGUUUCUCUAUGAAACCAGAGGAGAAAAGGUUGUUUUGCAUUGUUUUAAAAAAUGUCAAAUUACCAAAAGGGUGUGCCUCUAAUAUAUCACGUCGUGUGCAAAUGGAUGAGAUGAAAGUAUCAGGAUAUAAGAGCCAUGAUGCUCAUUUCAUAAUGCAGUACUUGCUUCAGGUUGCGGUUAAAAAAGUGCUACCCAAGAAUGUGUCUUUUUUUUGA
This is a messenger RNA of Lycium ferocissimum, 1479 nucleotides long. RefSeq lists its product as uncharacterized. The record is from RefSeq and is a predicted model, not a curated record. The transcript is spliced from 4 exons. The coding region runs from base 1 to 1479 and encodes 492 amino acids. Lineage: Eukaryota; Viridiplantae; Streptophyta; Magnoliopsida; Solanales; Solanaceae.